GUAACGCCGCCGCCUCGCAGCACAAUACCCUGCCCGCCGCCGCCUCGCAGCGCCGUCUCCUGCCCGCCGCCGUUUCGUGCACCAUGGAAGGAUUGGGUUGAGCUCCGUCCAAGUUCCAACCGAGGACCAAAGGUAGCAGCUCCGUCCAAGUUCCAACCGAUCUAGCCGGUCGCUGCUUCGUUUGCCCGUCCUUCCUCAGACUGGUUCUAGCCGUGUAUCUCUGUCCGGCCGACGGGCUCUUUCUGGACUAUUCCCCCUUCCUCAGUUCAUGUGUUUGUUAAUAUGCCUGUGAGGUGACGAUCCUGUUAUAGACCGAGGGCAUGGAGUUUAAGCGACUGAGGUGGCUUAGGUGGGCAAAAGCAGGCCGUUACCCCUUUUCGACAACAUCCACUUCUAGGAGCCUUUUCAACCUUCAGUACAUGGAGUUCCUGAAAGGUACGUACCCAGGCGUGUCUUACCAUGGUGCCCCUGAUUAUCGUUGUCAGUUCUGCGGUGCUGUGUUCUGGUAUCCUGAGCGGUGCAAGAUCGAGAGCUCCGUGAGGCAACGCCGUGUCCUAUACAGCUUGUGUUGCAGGGGUGGGAAGGUUUGGGUCCCACCCUUCGCUUCGCCGCCUCCUUUUCUUGCGGACCUACUUAGGUUUGAUGGUGAUUCACGCAGAAAACCUUUCAUAGAGAAGAUACGUCAGUACAACUCACUGUUUGCUUUUACUUCCAUGGGAGCUGACAUUGAUAAGCAUGUAAAUGAUAGUGGUGGUCCGCCUGUUUUCAAAAUUAGUGGCCAGGUGCAUCACCGCAUAGGUUCCUUGUUGCCAGCUAAGGGUGCAUCUCCUAAGUUUGUUGAGCUGUACAUCCAUGAAACUCAAAACGAGGUUACUAUCGGAAUAAAAGCUGUGAUGCCCGAGGCUGAUCCUACCGAGGUUGAUAUUGACGUUGAUAUAGUUGGUGGAUUGCAGAGCAUGCUAGAUGUUUGUAGUCCUCUUGUGAAGAAGUUCAGAGACGCUAGAGAUCGCCUUAAAGACGAGGGUGAUACACGUAUUGCUAUUAGGAUUGUAGGUGCUGAAAAAGGAGAUCAUGUGCAGUUUAAUUUGCCCGCUGUUAGUGAGCUUGCUGCUUUGAUUGUGGGUGAUUUUUCUGCAGAGAAUUAUCGCCGUGAUAUUAUAGUUGAUAGCAAGUUGAAAGGCCUGCACCAUGUUCCCAGCCUACAUCUAGCUUUCAUGUCCCUCCAGUACCCGCUCUUGUUUCCUCAUGGUGAUAGAGGCUUUCAGCUUGGAAUCCCCCAUAGAGACAUCCAACCUGGUUGCACAGAGGGAGAACUACAGUUAGUAUGCAAGAGUACUACUGUUUCUGCUUGUCACUAUAGGCAGAAUCAGUACAACCCGUUCCUAUGCUGCGGUAAGCUAUCUGCACAGUCGCAGGUUGAUUCCUUUGCGUGCGUAGAGGAAGGUAGGCUGACUUACAUAGCAGGCCACCAGGAUGAUUUUAGAUGUGAGCACUUUCGGGGAGUGGCUGAUGCAGUUGGGAAGGGUAAUCUCGAUGGUAGCUCAAUAGGCAAGAAACGAAUUGUACCUGCAAGCUUCAUUGGUGGUGACCGUUACCAGCAACCGAAUUUCCAGGAUGCUGUUGCUAUAUGUAGGGUGUAUGGUUCGCCGCACCUGUUUCCGACGUUCACGUGCUGUCCAAAGUGGCCUGAGAUUAAAGAAGCUCUUCUUUUAGAACCUGGCCAGAGGUACACCGACAGAUCUGACCUUGUGGUUAGGGUGUUCAAAAUGACUUUUGCAAGAUAUACUGAAAUCAAGCCAGUAAAGGCUUACAAAUUAUCUGCUGCUCCAAAGCUCCUCUUAUGCGUUUGUGUGCAAGGUAUCUUGCCAGAGAGAAAAUGCGAGGAAAUGCUCUAGAUGCAGUUGCUAAUUUCACUGGCAAAAUGGAGCAGUAAGCUGGCCAGUAUCACCCCACUCAUUGUUAACUUUAUAUGUUGCUACCAAGUAGGGUUGCAGCUUUGAUGGUUUUAGAUAUCAUAAACCGUUUGUUUUUUCCUUCGUCUUUUUCAACCUGAAAAUUUAAAUGUCAAGUACUUCUCCAGAAACACACUGUAGUUUUACGGUAUAACACGGUGUUUCGUUGUUGCUAUUCACUGUAUGAUUUUUGAGCUUCAUUGUAUCGACUUAUGAAGGAUUAGCUAUUCGAAAUAAUUCAGUGGCCAUACAUAGAAACUUAGCACCACUUGUAUUGCAUAUGAUUGAGAAAAGGCCGACUAAUUAGAGAAGGGCAUUGAACAAAGUGGAGGUAUCAUGGUCAAUUAUCUGACAUUUAUUCAAAGAAUGUCAAUCCGCAUAUAGUAGCACACUAUCCUGAAUGUAUAAAUCUGUUGUCAAGGUUGUUUUGUAAUAGAGAUAAAGAAAUCUUUGGACUGUAUGUCGCAUUGGUUGGUUCAGCAUAUGCCUGGAGCACUACUUUAAACUGCACUCUCCAGGGACUACAAUUGGGAUUGCCUUUUGUGCAGUUGAUGCUUUGUGGAUGUAGAUGUCAUUGAGACGAGCGAAGCGACACAUUGCAAUGCAGCACGCUACACCUAUCGUGUUUUAGAGUAUGACUGUCAAAGGCUAAUUCAGAUAGAUCUAAGAAUUUUACGAGUUCAUGUCAUGUCUAUUUAUGUAGCCAUUAGAGUUUUGGAUCAAAUCAUAGGUUCAUUAAGUUUUUUUGCUUCACAAGCUGCUACUCAAGAUGAAAUACCUACAGCUGUCAAUCGUUUGUACCAACUUAUCAUUUUUGUCACGCUCCUUAGAUAUUGUUCCUAAUUCAUCUGCCUUAUUUGUGAACAAAGAGUGGUACUUGUGG
Molecule: messenger RNA, 2835 nt
Organism: Lolium rigidum
Lineage: Eukaryota; Viridiplantae; Streptophyta; Magnoliopsida; Poales; Poaceae
Exons: 7
Coding region: 321-1895 (524 amino acids)
Source: RefSeq, a predicted model, not a curated record